Salvia splendens (bonfire salvia) is the source of this 2471-nucleotide messenger RNA. Its product is annotated as probable leucine-rich repeat receptor-like protein kinase At1g35710. The record is from RefSeq and is a predicted model, not a curated record. The coding region runs from base 222 to 1577 and encodes 451 amino acids. Gene Ontology annotation, molecular function: protein binding. The transcript is spliced from 9 exons. Lineage: Eukaryota; Viridiplantae; Streptophyta; Magnoliopsida; Lamiales; Lamiaceae.
UUUCCUCAUUUUUGCUACCUUCUCUCAUAUUCUUUUCAUGUCUGAGCAUUGCAACCACACUUGAAAUAAAAAGAGAUGAAUCUUCUCUUCUUGCUUUCAAAGCCCUCAUCACCUCAGAUAUUAUAAAGCAAAAUUGGAGCACUCAAACCUCAGUUUGCUCAUGGAUUGGAGUCACUUGUGAUUCUCGUGGCAAUAGGGUGACUCGAUUAAAUAUCUCAGACAUGGAAGUCUCAGGCAGCAUCGCACCAGAAAUCGGAAAUCUUGAUUCUCUGAUUACUCUUGAUCUCAGUGGAAACCAACUUGAUGGUUCCGUUGCUCCAUCAAUCUUCAAUCUUACGGUAAUCGAAUCUAUUCAUCUAUACGAUAAUAGCUUGUCAGGUUCUCUUCCAAGAGACAUUUGCAGGCACAAUGGACUUCAAAAACUCAAAGUACUUGAUCUAUCCCGCAACGAGUUGAAGGGCGAUAUACCCUCGAGUUUGGAUCAAUGCCCGCAGCUUCAGACAAUAAGGCUUCGAGACAACAACUUUAGUGGACAUGUACCCAAAGAAAUUGGGAACAUCACACAGCUUAAGGAAUUAGACCUUAGCAUCAACUCUUUAACAGGAGUCAUUCCGGAAAAGAUUUUUCAUCUUGAUAAUUUACAAAAGUUGGGCAUGUCGACCAAUGAGUUAUCAGGGUUCUUGCCUGCCUUUGGAAAUAUGAAAGCAUUAGAGGACUUAACGCUUAGAGGAAAUGAUUUAACUGGCCCAAUACCUUUCAGCAUUGAAAAUCUAUCAAAUAUAAAGAGUAUUGAUAUCUCUUACAACAAAUUAAAUGGCGCAAUACCUUCCACUAUUGGAAAUCUAUCAAAUCUGCAAGAGAUAAGUCUCGCUUACAACAACUUAAAUGGUUUUAUUCCACAAGAGAUUCAUAAUCUUCAUCAGUUAAGCAGUUUGAGCAUGAGUUCUAACAAUUUGUCUGGCCCUUUGCCGCCAUCCAUUUUCAACAUAUCUUCCUUGGAAUAUAUUAGUUUAGGAAAUAACAAACUUAGCGGGGCGUUGCCUUCGGAAAUUGGGAACAUGAAAGCGAUAAAGGCUUUGUUCCUUUAUAACAAUUCUUUCGUUGGUCCAAUAUCACCCACCAUUGGAAAUUUAUCAACUCUGGUGAUCUUAUUUCUCUCCUUCAACUAUUUAAAUGGUCCAAUACCAUCCACUAUUGGGAAUCUAGCCAAUUUAGAAGAUCUUAAUCUCUUAUCCAACGAAUUAAAUGGUACAAUACCUUCCAGCAUUGGAAAUCUACAAUAUGUGUUUCGUCUACGCCUCACAUUCAACAAACUAAAUGGUCUAAUACCAUCCAGCAUUGGAAAUCUAUCAGAAAUGUCUAUAUUAUCACUCUCUUCCAACAAAUUUUAUGGGGAGCUUCCAUCCUCCAUGUGCAACCUUACAUUGCUUGAACAACUUAUUCUCUCAAAUAAUAGUUUGGCAGGAUCAAUUCCAGUAUGCUUUGAAAACAUGAGUAAAUCUUUGAAAACAACUUAUCUCGGAAUGCAUUUGCGGGUUCUCUGCGUGAAAGGUAUAUCGAGAAUUUCAAAGCAAUGAUCGAGGUGACCAAGAAAAAUGACACGAAACAAUUCUAUGAUAUGUUUCAAGAUUAUGUGCAGAUGAGAAUGACGUUGAAAGGUCAGGAUCAGUUAAUAGAGAGACUGCUGGAAGGCUUCACGAUAAUUGAUCUAUCCUCCAAUAGAUUCUCUGGAAGUAUUCCGCCUUUAAUUGGAAAUCUUAACUUUCUGAAAUACUUGAACUUGUCACACAAUAACCUCACAGGGAAUAUACCUUCAUCUCUUGCCAACAUGAGCGCACUUGAAUCUUUGGACUUGUCUUCGAACAAUUUGGUUGGAGUAAUUCCAAAUGAAAUGACAAGGUUGACAUUUCUUUCGAAACUAAACCUUUCAAUGAAUCAUCUGGUGGGACGGAUACCGCAAUCUAACCAGUUUUCCACAUUUGAGAACGAUUCGUAUGUGGGAAACUUAGGGUUAUGUGGAGUUCCGUUGACGAGAAAAUGCAAAGAGAAGGCAAGGCCAAAAGAAGAAGAAAAGGAAGAAGAAGAGGAUGAAUUUAUAGAUGGAUUUGGGUGGAAAAGUGUAGUGAUAGGGUAUGGAUGUGGAGUCAUAGUUGGAAUUGGUAUGGGUUGUUGGAUUAUUCGAUAUGAAAAGCCAAGAUGGUUGGUUGAGUUCUUUUUUGGUGUUGGAUACAAUAACAAGAAGAAGAGGAGACGCAUCAGAGCAACACCAACACCGAGGAGAAGAUGAUUCCAACUCCAAGACAAAAAAACGUUGCUCUUUCUUGUGUACACUUUUCUUUCCAACUUAGUUUCUUUUUCCUCUUUUGGCUAUAGACUUUCUUAAGAUUCAGGCCAAAAAAAGGCUAUGGUUAAGGUGUUUCAAUGGUUUAAUAUUUUAUUUUUAAUAAAUUAAUUUAUAAUGUCCGAUUUCA